This is a messenger RNA of Triplophysa rosa, 1965 nucleotides long. Its product is annotated as cytotoxic and regulatory T-cell molecule. NCBI's taxonomy places the organism in Eukaryota, Metazoa, Chordata, Actinopteri, Cypriniformes, Nemacheilidae. Gene Ontology annotation, biological process: cell recognition; positive regulation of natural killer cell mediated cytotoxicity directed against tumor cell target; detection of tumor cell. The coding region runs from base 22 to 1314 and encodes 430 amino acids. Gene Ontology annotation, cellular component: plasma membrane. The transcript has 11 exons. The record is from RefSeq and is a predicted model, not a curated record. Gene Ontology annotation, molecular function: signaling receptor binding.
AGUGUGCUUCACAGUUGCAGCAUGGAGAUCAAAAACACUUUUGUUAUUCACAUUCUAAUGCUGAUCGCAGGAGGUAUUGGGGAAUGUUUGGCAGUGAAGCAUCUCAUAUUGACCGAAGGAGAUACGUUGGUUCUGAAAUGUCUGAAAAACUCCAUUGGGAAUGUUCACAUGGAGUGGAGAAAUCCACAAGGCCACGUCUUAUUUUUCAACAAACAAAAAGGUUUGAAAGACUCAAGGAUCCACGUUUUUUCUCUGAACGACUCUGAAUUCACAAUACACCUGUCCAACAUCCAACUAAAAGAUGAAGGUGUUUACAAAUGUCUAGAGUAUGAUGACAAAAUCAUUACAAAAAGAUACAGAGUAAAAGUUUUGGGUACCCCAAGAAUAGAAAUGACUGAGCAUGGAGAUCAUAAAAUCAUAAAAUGUACAACUGCAGCAAAUGACCACCCACCUGAACUCUCCUGGCUACUGAGUGGGAUCGAGAUUGAGGCCCAACCUAACACAUCAUGGGAAGGUGGAUCCAACAGGUCAUCAGUAGUAAGCGUCUUAAAAGUCAAAACUCAUAUCAGGAAAGCUACAGUGAAAUGUUUGGCAAAACACAGAGCUCUCCCAAAACCACUAGUGGAUUUCAUCAUCAUUGAAAAUGACUCUGUUACAGUUUCAACAUCAAGCUAUUCCAGGACAACUGAUAAACAAAUAACCGAGACAAUGAUCACAGUAACUUCUGCAGCUUUUAUUAGUACAGAACACAUGGAUUUGACAUCAGUUUCAGAAAGGCCUGAAGUGACCUCAACCACAGAGAGCACUACUUUAAAUAGUGCACAAACACAGUACACAGACACUUCAGACAACAAUUCAACUGAAGGAUUCCAGAUACAAAAUGCCACCAGCUCAGAAGGUUUUGUCAUAGAAAACAAACACCAUCCUGACCAUCAAAUUGACAUAAAUCAAAGCUCACCCCUGCUGGUCCUGCUAGUGACAUGCCUGAUUUUAUGUUUGCUUAUUGUCGUCAUCUUCUUUGCAAUCAAACUGCGACGGGCCCAUCUAGCCUGGAAACGAGAGAAUGAAGAAUCCGACCAAUCUGUGGAAAGCAGCAAAUCAAAAUCCAGCCAUGAAGAAAAGCAGGCCCAGGAGAGGAGACGAAAGGGUUUUUGGAACUCGAAUUUCACAGAAUACAAAGUAGAGGAAGAAACGCCACAGAAUGUGACAAAUUCCAGCAGCACAAGAGAAGCAGAGAUCAGAGAAACAGAAGACAGUUCGAGAACAGCAUCUAGCAAGCUUGAAGAAACCUGUGUCAAAGAGACUGAACUUUAGAGGAAUAUUCAGCUGGAUCUGAAUAAGAGACUGAACUGAUUUUGCAGUUUGACAAUGGUGCUUAGUUAGCCUGUUUGAAAAAAAGUUCAAUAGAGGCUGCCUUUUGUAUAUAUGUUGUUUUGUAUUUACUGUAAUUAUGUUUAAAUGUUGUUAAUAAAAAGUUACUUUUGCUAAUGUACAAUAAAGUUUCAUGCUGUUUUAUACUAUUUUGUGCACAUUAAGUUUUUAUGGCCAUGAUAUUUAUUAUCUGUUUUUCAGUAAAAAUUGAAUUCAUAUCUAUGGAGGACACAAGGAAUUGAAAAAGGAUCGUUUUAAGUAAAUAUCUGUAUGAUUUAACAUUCGUCAUCAGAUUGAGAACCUCUUAGAAAAUAACUACUAAUAAUAGCUACUUAUGCUCACUAUACAAAAGACGUGGCACUGCAUUUUCACAAGGUCAUUGAGGUCUUUUGAAGCUACAUUUGUUUUAUUUCAUUUUCAUAUACGGAUACUUGAAUAAUAUAUGUAAGUAAGCGACAAUUUUAAUUUAUCCAUCACACAUUUCUCCUUCAUUCGUGUUUUGCUGUAUCGCCGCAUUAUCGGUGCAUGUUCCGGUUGGUAUUCAUUCAUGUAGAGAGAACAAGCUGUUCCGCAUUGCCCGCGGAUGCGGCAAAC